AGGUUACAAUACACCUCGAGGCAUGUCUCAGCUCUAAGGUAAACAAAUCGUGAAAACCCAUUAUAGCGAUGUAAAGCGGAACAGGUUUAAAAAGGAAGAAGGAUCGAGUAUCACAGCAUUAUCCACAUGUGAUUACAUCAAAGGUGACAUAAAAGGAGUGCCAGAAACCAGUUGAAGAUGCAUCUUUUCAUCAUCACCACUGUUCUUGGGUGUGCAGGAGUUGUAUUACCUGCACUCCUUUACCAUUUUAUACGAGCCAUUGGAGGUGAAGGUCCAGAAGAACGACAGAUACGGCAAGAAGUUUUGAGAUUGAAGCAACAGUUGCAGAAUAUCAGUAUGGUUGAUCAGUUUGCAAAUUAUGCUCGAAUCCAGCGGAAGAUUAAUUCCCUGAAUCAGCAGUACAAAGCCAAAGUCAGCGAGCGCUCCAUCGGACAACAACGAGUGCAGCUCACCGUUAAUGGAAUAAUCAAGACAGUCGUUGGCCUGUCAUGUCUCUGGCUGGUUUGGGAGAAUCGCUCGGAGCCAGUGGUGUCACUACCAGACACUCUAGUGUGGCCACUAGGACCAGUGCUCUCCUUUCCAUCAUGUCAAUAUGGACAGAUAAGUGUGGUGGUAUGGCUUGCUGUGGUGCGAACUGUGUGUGGACGGAUAUCAAAUCUUCUUCCGUCCAGCUCACCAAAACCUGCUGCUCAUUCAAUACCAUCACCCUUCAUCCCGACACCUACCCCUGUCUCCCCACCAUUAGAUUGAUUUUCAUAGCAUAUUCAUGACUCAGUAUUGCAGUAACACUAUAAUGAACAUUCUGUCCUACAAAUACACAAUGUACUCUAUUAUGAUAAAAUCUAUCACAUAAAUCUCAUAUAGAGAAUAUAGAGCAAUAUUACCUUCUUAUAUUCAGGUAUCUAUUAAACGUUGCACAUGAAAACUAACUAAAAGCAUAUAUCUUGAAGAAAAUUUUAAUUCUUUGAGAAAUUUUCAAGCAGAAAUUAUGUGAAAUAUGUGUAUGUGUAUGUUAUUAAUACAAUUAAACCUUUAUAACCUGAAAUUCAUAUGGUAAGUUGGCUGUAACAUGGAGCCAAGUGCCAACAACCAUGAAAAGAUAUAGAAAAUAUAUUCUAUUUUAUAAUUUCUUCAACAUUUUAGAAAUAACACUACACUAUGAUUAAUGAAGAUGCAUACACAAUAGAGAUAUAAUCACAUUAAUGUUAUUUUUAAGAUGUAGGGUAAAUUAUAAAAUAGAAAACACUUUCAAUUCCAUAUCACAGUAGUUUGGGCUUGGUCCCUUGUCACAGUCAGCUACUUAUUUAGAGAAUGCGAAGCAUGAUUGCCUUGUUAUGCCCUAUUGAGUAAGUAUUGGCAUUAGCAUAAGUGAAGCUCAAAUGCUGUCAUCUUAUUCGAGACAUGUUAAGUUGAGUGAUUUACUUUAUUGAAUAUUCUCUAUUUAAAACCUUAUAAAGUAGUUAUUAAAGUAAGGUGAGAAAGGCAGUGAUUUUAGAAGUGAAGAAAAGAGUUACUUCCAAGUGAGAGAGUGGAAAAUGUCAAGCAAAAAUGAUGAACCUUGCAUGGAAUUCUGAGGAGAAACAGAAGCACCAAAAGACUGAGAUAGUUGACUGCUUUCUUUUUGACUACUUUGACAACAGGCAUUGACUACUGAAUAGUGUAUAGGAUAUGGCAUAAGAAUUAAUGUAUUAAAUUUAAAUUUUAUUUAGCUAUUUAUUUACAUUAUUCUAUUUCUUAUUACCAGGUUAUGUUGACUGACAUAUAUGAGGUUUGAAUAAGAAGCUUUGAACAUUUGUGUUUCAAUAGAUUCUACAGCAAACAAAUGCAAUAAUAAACAAGGAACUAGUCCAUAAA
Molecule: messenger RNA, 1854 nt
Organism: Portunus trituberculatus (swimming crab)
Lineage: Eukaryota; Metazoa; Arthropoda; Malacostraca; Decapoda; Portunidae
Product: guided entry of tail-anchored proteins factor 1-like
Exons: 5
Coding region: 178-750 (190 amino acids)
Biological process (GO): tail-anchored membrane protein insertion into ER membrane
Source: RefSeq, a predicted model, not a curated record